CAAAUUUUUAUAGAAUACCCAGCCGCUAAAAUGAAGAGGACAUUUUGGAAGUUCAACACAAUCGAUGUCCAUAUCAUUGCCGUAAUUUGGAUCGCACUGAUGUACGCGUUCGUGGUAACGCUCAUGUUUUCCGUUGUUCCGGCAAGACAACAGUAUUUUUAUUCUCUCAUUUACUCCUCCAAACCGGACAAGAUGGACGUCAUUUUCCUCAUUUUUCUCAUUUUCGAAGCAUACGCAAAGACUUCUCAGGUAUUGAUGAUGGCGACAGAUGUAUUCUCAAUCUUGCCCACGCUGCUCCCUACAGCCUUCUGGAUGGACUACUUUCGCAGAAUUGAUCGGAUCACGACCCCGUUUUCUGAGAAGAUCUCACUAUUUCAAAAAUUCCACGUGCUUAUCGCCUACUACAACCACGCCUUCGUCUCACUACUCCCUCCCACGAUAUCCGUCUGUAUUCCUGCCGCCAUGUGCGUCACGAGUUGCUUUGGUGCCGUUCGAUUUCGUAGCUUUCUCCCAAUUUUCGAAUACAUCCCGUUUCCCAUAAUGUUCAACAAUGACCUGAUCUUCAUUGUCGUGACGCUACUUCCCGCCGCUACUAUUUACGAAGUAUCGGACAAACUACGGCGGCACAUUCGUAACGAAGUUAACUCGAGCAGUGACAAAGUUUCGAGAAAACGUUCAGCUGCCCUGCACACUUUUGGAGUAAGGAUGGGUCCAAUUAAAAAAGUGCGAAAUAUUGCAAUUCUGAUGUGCUAUAAUUUUAUAGCAAAUUAUAUUUUUACCCUAUUGAUAACGUUUCCACAGGAUAAGGUGACUCGGUAGAUUAAAAUGUAUGUAUAAAUAUAUUUAUUCAUGUACUUAUGUAUGUACAUAUGUAUG
Messenger RNA from Folsomia candida, 876 nucleotides. RefSeq lists its product as uncharacterized. Bases 31 to 819 code for a protein of 262 amino acids. The record is from RefSeq and is a predicted model, not a curated record. The transcript has 2 exons. NCBI's taxonomy places the organism in Eukaryota, Metazoa, Arthropoda, Collembola, Entomobryomorpha, Isotomidae.